Rhizophagus irregularis DAOM 181602=DAOM 197198 is the source of this 1714-nucleotide messenger RNA. The record is from RefSeq and is a predicted model, not a curated record. Lineage: Eukaryota; Fungi; Glomeromycota; Glomeromycetes; Glomerales; Glomeraceae.
CGGCAAAAAGUUUUAGCAUGGGCUGAAUUUGCGCUAAUGGAAAAACAAGUUUGUUUUGCUUUACACAAAUUAUGGUGCUAGAUUUUAUAUUGAAAUUUUACGGUAGCAUAUUCCAGAAAUUAGAAGAAUGCUUGGUAGAAGGUGGAUGUUCCAACAGGAUAAUAAUCCAAAGCAUACACGUUCCCGAUAUUAUUGAUUGGCUUUCAAACAGCCCAGACCUUAACUCCAUUGAAAAUUUAUGGAGUAUUGUUAAGUAUAAUGUGGAAAAACGUAUGCGCAAAAUAUUGAUGAAUUGAAACAAUUUAUGGCUGAAGAAUGGAAUAAAAUUCCAGAUAAAAGCUCUAGUUUUAAACUUUCAAACAAGUUAUUUAUGUUAAAAUUGAUGCAUUAUUGUUGGUUCAAUAAGAGUUUUCAGAGAUCAAUUUUUUUCUUAACACACUGUAUCCCUUCAAGAUAUGAUAUCACCCAAAAUAUAUCAUUCAUUUACGAAGAACCAAUUAAUGGUCUAAAACUUUACACUACUUUAGUCACUGUUGAUUAUUUGAUGAUUUGGAUGGCCUUUGAAGAUGAAGAUCCAGAAUGCAUGUUACCUUAUUUCCAUCUACGAAUAAUAAAUAAAAUAACGGGACAAACCAAUUAUAUAGAUCUUAAUUAUACUCUUCCCGCGGAAGCAGUUUACCCCAUUAAUAUUAACCUUUUACCUUUAACUGAUAAUUAUAUGAUGUUGUUUUAUGAUAAAACAACAAAUGUCGCAAAAGGACCUGGAAGACACACUAUCGAAGGCGGCCGAAAAGGAGAUGGAACAAAAUGGACUUUCGGACUUUCAAGGAGAUUCGGACAAAAUUCAAGGUCGUAUGAAUGGAGCUUGGACAGGCUUUUAGAAAAGGAGGAGAAUAUGAGUAGAGAAGUGAUACAUCCCUCGGUCGAACCUGAGGAAGUAGUAAACGUUGUCAACAACCUUAGGAACGACCCUCAAUCACGUGAUCCGGAGAAGGCAGACGACGCAAAAAAAGAAGAAUGCAUCGAACGUCUUGUCAAUAAAUCAGAUAAUUACGAAUUAACAGAGGAUGAUGUGGUUGAAUUCAUUAAUGAAUAUAAAGAGAUACAAUACAAAGGAGCGGAGGAAAUUAAUCCACAAUUUAAGCCAUAUAGCUCUAAUCGGAUUCCAAGUAAAGAGGAGGUAGAAGAGUUUGACGCUAAUAAUGAGAAGAUGAAGAAACGUCUUGCGAAAGAAGACAAGACGAAAAGAGUGGAAAUCGAAAACCAGUGGACAGGCCAAAGAAGAUAAGGGCAACUGAUAACGAAAAGGUUUAGUGUUAUCGAGUGUUUAAAGGGUAGUAAGUUUUUAGGAUAGUUUUCGUAAAUGCGGGUUUUUUGCUAGAUAUCGUAGAUGGUAAUUUUUUACAAAAAAUGUACGUAUGUACCACGAUGUCAAAUUUAGCUAACAAAUGACCAUUUCAAAUUUGUUUUUAUUAUUUUUGGAGGGGUUAAUUUAAUUCUAAGGUUCAACAGUAAAAAAGGUGUAACUGUUAGUUUUUACAAUAGCCGAACUAAAGGAUAGGCCGGUAACAUUGUUCAUAGUUAGGAAGAAUAACAAUGGCGUGGUAUGACAGGAGUGGCAUCUAUUUGAUGUGCAUAAAUGUAGGUUAUACGGGUUUGCCGGUGUAAGUUCUGCAUCCUAUACUAAUAAAAUUCGGUAAUAAAUACCAUAAAA